GCAAACAACAAGAGAGAGCCCACCAAUGUCCCAAAAGUUUUGUAUUUAAUACCUGUAGUGCCUUUGUGGUGGUAGGUUAUUGGUACUAUUCCUGGACCAAGAGCCUGUGAAUUGGUGUCUGCAACAUCGCCUCCUCAACAACAUUACCAGACACAAGAGAAAAAAAGCCAAAUCCAAUGUAUUUAUAGUAUGCGCUGAGGUGGUUAUGUAUAGGGACUUAAGUCUAUUUGUGCUGGUCUUUUGGGUUUGGUCUAUUUGAAGUAGCGGCUGUACACAUAAAGUUAAGCACGAGCAAAACAACCUGGCGCAUGAUUCUGACGCAUGAUGCAAAGUUUACUCUGCCCCGAGAACUCCCAUCCUCUGGUCAAAACCCUAUACUGAAUACAAAUUCAAUAUUGUACCGAGUCGCACCCUUCACGCUGAGCCCACUACCCCAUCACGAGCCUCCACAUUCAGAUUGCAAAUCCUCGUAUUCAGAUUAUUCGAAUCUCAAAGCUACUAAACACCUAAACGGAAACUAGCCCAUACCGGUCACGAUGCUACCACUAAUGCGGUACCAUGGUGAUGGGGCACGGGUGGAAAAUAAA
Messenger RNA from Yamadazyma tenuis ATCC 10573, 587 nucleotides. NCBI's taxonomy places the organism in Eukaryota, Fungi, Ascomycota, Pichiomycetes, Serinales, Debaryomycetaceae. The record is from RefSeq and is a predicted model, not a curated record.